AUGGCCAAAGCCGGCGGUAAAAACAACGGCGGGGUCCAAAACAGGGCAAUCUACUCCCGCGUCUCCUUCCUCCAGCAAGCCACCGUUUUUCUAUCUCAGCAGUCACACCCACGGUCACAAGCACCCGGACAACAACUCAAGGUCCCUUCCAGCCCCGCCCUAGAAGGCAUAUCCCGCCGUCUGGCUACCGACCUCCGCUCCGUGUCUCUCAAGACCCGAAUCCGUCUCAGCCCUGCCGUGAAGCGGACCAUAUGCAAGUACUGCGACUCGGUUCUCAUUGACGGAUCAACAUGUACCACAUCAAUUGAAAAUAGGAGUAAAGGUGGACGCAAGCCGUGGGCGGAUGUCAUGGUAAGGAGGUGUCAUGCGUGUAAGAAGGAGAGGAGGUAUCCCAUUGAUGCGAAGAGGACGAAGAGGAAGACGGAACGGGGAGUAAAAGGAGAAGUAGAAGCGGCUGGGGAUGCUAUGGAUGUUGAUGUCCCUUCUGCUGGCGGCAAGGGGAAGGGCCAGAAACAGCAGGGCCAGAAACAGCAGGGCCAGAAACAACAGGGCCAGAAAUAA
Messenger RNA from Sordaria macrospora k-hell, 561 nucleotides. RefSeq lists its product as uncharacterized. NCBI's taxonomy places the organism in Eukaryota, Fungi, Ascomycota, Sordariomycetes, Sordariales, Sordariaceae. Gene Ontology annotation, cellular component: nucleolar ribonuclease P complex. Gene Ontology annotation, biological process: tRNA processing. The record is from RefSeq and is a predicted model, not a curated record.